This is a messenger RNA of Saccostrea cuccullata (small rock oyster), 2974 nucleotides long. Its product is annotated as phosphatidylinositol 3,4,5-trisphosphate 3-phosphatase TPTE2-like. Lineage: Eukaryota; Metazoa; Mollusca; Bivalvia; Ostreida; Ostreidae. The coding region runs from base 140 to 1795 and encodes 551 amino acids. The transcript has 15 exons. Gene Ontology annotation, molecular function: protein tyrosine phosphatase activity; phosphatidylinositol-3,4,5-trisphosphate 3-phosphatase activity. The record is from RefSeq and is a predicted model, not a curated record. Gene Ontology annotation, biological process: regulation of phosphatidylinositol 3-kinase/protein kinase B signal transduction; cell motility; negative regulation of cell population proliferation. Gene Ontology annotation, cellular component: cell projection; plasma membrane; cytosol.
UGGAAGACGAGACAGAUGUACACAACAAAUUAACUAAUGUUGGUGAUUUUCCGAUGAUUAAACAGUUGAAAUUCCAAGAAACAAAGCUAGAAACUCCUAAAGAACGUAACUUUAUGCUUGUUAGCAGAAUACAAGAAACAUGAAUAAUUAUGAACAGUUCGGAAGUCAUGAUGAAUCAAAAUCGCCCCCAGAGCUUGCUGUUACAUCUGAGACUGCUGGGGGUCAGGAGAAUUCGGGCGAUGUACAAAUAAGAAUGGAUAACAAUGCAUCAAAUGAUGGAACUCUUCAAAUUUACAAAUCAGAUGCCAAAGAAGAUGUUGAAUAUGUGGAGGAUCCAGGAGCAAAAGAGAAUCCGAGAACAGGGAUCGAGGGAUUGCAGUGGAUUGUAAAAAGCAUCCUGGAACACAUAGUAUUUAGACUUGUAACUGUAUUGCUGAUUAUUAUGGACUUUAUUUUUGUCAUUGUGGAACUUGCAGACAAUGACUGUUCAAAAAACAGAGAGACUUUGGAACUUCUGUCACAUGUGUUAAUAAGCUACUUUAUGCUGGAGGUUUUCUUUCGAAUUUUCUAUCAAGGGAAAUUAUUGCUGACAGAAUGCCGUGUGUUAGAGCUGGUGGACAUAGGUGUGGUCACCAUCUCUUUUAUUGUGGAUGUCACAUUUCUAGUUAUUGCAGAAGGAACUUCUUGUGCUAAUAAUUAUGCUAAGUUGUUGAUUAUUGGUCGUGUAGUAAGGAUAUUACGAAUUGCCAGGAUAAUAUUUUUAAUGGUUCAGCAAAAGAGACACAUAGCCACAGCUUCCAGGAGAAUUGUUUCACAAAACAAGCGGCGAUACCAGAGAGACGGAUUUGAUUUGGAUCUGUGCUAUAUUACUGAGCGAGUGAUUGCUAUGUCCUUCCCAUCAAAGGGAAUGAUGGCCAUGUAUCGCAACAGUGUCCAUGAAGUUGCAAGAUUCUUUAAUACCAAACACAAGGGUCACUACAGGAUUUACAAUCUAUGUAGCGAGAGAGAUUAUGAUGAAACCCUCUUUAAUAAUUGUGUGGAGAGAGUUUAUAUAGAUGAUCACAAUGUCCCAAGGCUAAGGGAGAUGGUAGCCUUUUGUGCCAAUGUAGAGGAAUGGAUGGAGCAAGACAAACGUAAUGUUAUUGCUAUACAUUGUAAAGGUGGCAAAGGACGGACAGGCACAAUGAUCUGUACAUGGCUGGUACACUGUGGAAUAUUUGAUGAAGCUCAGGAGAGUUUAGACUACUUUGGAGACAGAAGAACAGAUCUUUCUGUGGGUAAAACAUUUCAGGGUGUGGAAACACCAAGUCAGAGCAGAUAUGUAGGAUAUUUUGAGAAAGUAAAAAAAGAAUUGGGAGGACAAGUACCACCAGAGAAAAAGAAACGAAUUACAUCAGUCAAAAUAGAAGGAUUAGAAGGUGUGGGAAAUGGAGAUGGGAGUGACCUCUCCAUGGAGAUCAGAGUGGAUGGAUUACUGAUCUAUGAAUGCAGAUUUGGAGACAACAUGAACUGCCAGGUGACAAAAUACACAGAUACACACAGUGUGGUGGCUAAUUUAGAGAACAGUCCUGUUAUUGUGGAUGAUGUGAAAAUAAGAUUUUUCUCCACAAGUAAAAACAUUCCCCAGGUUUAUGAUCAUUGUGCCUUCUUCUUCUGGUUUCACACGUACUUCAUUGAGGAAAAUAGGCUAUAUCUAAGCAGAGAUGAAAUUGACAACCCUCACAAGAAAAAGGCAAAAACUGUGUAUAAAGAGGACUUUGCUGUUGAGCUCAAGUUUGAGGAUGUCAAAGAAUGAGUGUGACAUUUAUAGACAAUAAAGAAAACUUGUUUGAUAAGUUAGUAAUAACAAUUUAUGAAGAGGAUUUGAAAGACAUUUAUUUCACAAUGUACAUCUACAAGAUAUGUCAGUGCUAAAUUAGUAUAUACCUAAUUCAAUGAUUACUUCUUUUAAAUACAUGUACAAUCAUAUACAUGUAGUUUUGUUGAGUUAAAACUUGUUUGGUUGUACUCAACUUGUCAGCUGAUACACAAGUAUUUUGUAGCUAGUUAUAUACAUUUGUACUGUAAUUUUUUUUAAAAUUCUUAAUUCAUGUUUGAGAUUAUUUACAAUACUCAGAAAAAGACUUUUUCCAAUGCAUAACACUUUGACUCAAAUGUUUCUUCCUUGGUCAGUAUCAAAACUGUGAUAUCAAAAAUCACCCAUCAUUGUUACACUUUCAACAUUGUAGCAUUAUGGGAGUGAAAUUCGAAUAACAAAGACUGGUUGUAUGAUAUUGGUUGUAAUACUUGAGAGUAUGUUUAUUGUUGACAGAACCCUGAUGUUAUCAGACCAUACCUGUUUUCAGUUGUGAUAGAAUUGAAUUGUUUCAUUUGAAUCCAUAUGGAAGUCAUGUUCUUUGCCAGUUACAUAUAUGUCUACAUUUUUUCCAUAUGUUCUUAAAGACAAAAGUUUAAAUUUAACUUUUUUGCAUUGACAUACUGUGGAAUCAUUGCAGUUUGUGGUGACUCAAUUACCAGUAUAUUUGUGGCCCCUCUCAUCAACAAAUUUACAUUCUUAAUGAAUUUAAAACUUGCUUUCUUGUUUGUUAGAACUGGGAUUAAUGUAGCAGUGGUUACAGAAAAAAAUACAUAGCAGGCGUAAGCAGAUUUAUGCGGGUUAUGUAAUUUUAUUUUCUGCAAUACUGUAACAUUAAUCCACAAGCAUACUUAUAAAGAAAACUUUUUAUUGAUUUUAUUUAUACCUGUACAAAUAAUCAUUCAAAGUAGCAUUAAGAAGAUUAAAUAUUGUAUUAUUGAUUUGUACAUCAUUGUAUGUUUUAUUGAUGGAUGAGCCACUGCUCAAGAAAUCUGUAGAGGUGAUAUGCUUAUUGUAUUAUUGAUAUUUUUUACCGUCAUUGUACAUUUCAUUGAUGGAAGAGCCAAUGUUUAAGAAAUCUUGCAAAAUGUUGACAGUAAAGGAAAUAUCUUUGUUUCA